AUGGUCACUGAAGCUUUGAUUAGUUUGUCCUUUGGAGGUGCAAUUGGGCUGAUGUUUUUGAUGCUUGGAUGUGCCCUUCCGAUAUACAACCAAUACUGGCCGCUCUUUGUUCUGUUUUUUUACAUCCUUUCACCAAUUCCAUCCUGCAUAGCAAGAAGAUUAGUAGAUGAUACAGAUGCAAUGAGCAAUGCUUGUAAGGAACUUGCCAUAUUUCUUACGACAGGCAUUGUCGUCUCAGCUUUUGGACUCCCUGUUGUUUUUGCCAGAGCACACCUGAUCGAGUGGGGAGCGUGUGCACUUGUUCUCACAGGAAACACAGUCAUCUUCGCGACCAUACUAGGCUUUUUCUUGGUCUUCGGAAGCAAUGAUGACUUCAGCUGGCAGCAGUGGUGAAGAGGAAUUGCUGGACUCUCAAAAGAUGCACUCUGUCAUGUGUUGCCGUCCACGCAAAGGAGAUGGGGCAGUGUGCUGAGUAGAAGAGCAAGUCCUGGGAGUGUUUGAGGUGCUCCACUUUCACUGUCAGUCUAAGCAGACUAUUGUCACUGAGACCUGCUGAAGGAUUAAAAGCAUUUUUAUUUUUUUGUCAUUUGGAAAAGUUUGACUGAUUUCACACUUAUCUACAGUGCUUUUUUGUGAUGUCCUGCUGGAUUUAAAUAUUUAUGUCUUUCCUGUUCAGUUUUUGUUUUGUUUUUUUUAAUUCAAUCUACAAUGUUAAACAUUUUUUAAGAAUGUAAUAACCAUUAUCAUUGGUUAAAAUUUCAGAAUCCUGUUGGCUGUGUUAAUGGGUUCGAGUACAUCUUUUAAAAUUAUUUAACCUCCAUUAUUAUAAAAAGUUGCAAAAAUAAGUUUUCAGUCAGUCAGGGUGAAAUCACUCCCAACUUUAUGCAAACACAGAGACUGUUGGCAAAUCUUACAGAAUAAAUACUAAGUGCAAAUAUUAGUUGCAUUUAUACCUCAGAGGGGCAAAGUAUUGAUGCCCAUGCCCUCAAUAAGGGUUGAAGGUUUUACUAAUAAAUAGCAGGUGUUUUGUGAAUUGAAAUUAUUUUAUAGAACUGCUACAAAGGAGUGUUUUCCUUAAUUGUUAAAGGGUUUAUUGUUCAACUUGUAAGCGUGUGAAAACUGGUUUUUGAGAUACGGUUUUUGUUUCUUGUAGUUAAAAGUAGAAAGCAAGUGAAUUGCAUUGUGGGAAGAAACCAUUGAAAUUCCAUUUUUUGAAUCCUGUUUGUAUUUAUAAGUGAACUCUUCUCUUUUUUUCCUAUCAGCCUUUCAUGUUUUACCAUUGGUAGAAUGGACAUACAUGGAACUACUGAUGAGGGAAAGUUGUAUGUUUGCACCAAGAAAUCCUUUUCCUGAUUCCGCCUUUUAACUUAUUUUAUACAUUACAGAUAUUAAGGAAAAUAACUUCUCAAAUACAGGUUAAUAACACAAAACUAGAAGUGUUUAACUUACCUGGACAAUAAUUGCUAUGCCAUACAUUCAGAGUGCCCCGAGCCCCCGCAAGGCCUUGCCAUGGCUAACAAGAGAUUUGUUAGUCUUGCAGAUGCUUUAUACAUUAACAAUUUAAGGUUUAGACCAUGAUAAUUGUAGUUGUCCUUCUCUAAGGUUAUAUCAUAUGUAAUUUAAGAAUAUUUAGGACAAGUUUCCUGUGCAUCUCUCAACUAUUUUGAUUUUCCUCAUGAUAGGCUAGCUGUUUCUUUUAAAAGGCAUUUAUUGUGUGAAUUAAUGCAAAGUAGCCAAACUCAGCUGUAUAACAGCUUGAGACACACACUUGACCAAAAAUUCCCCAGUGCCCAGUCCUGCUCACAUUGUAGGCGUUCCUUGCAUCUCACGGUUCCCAGGGCUUUCCAGGGCGGGUUGUGACAAUGUUCAGUCGGUCUGACAGUAUUUUGUUAAGGGCGUGCGUUUGUAUGCUUAUUCACUGUCCUUAAAAACUGUUUUGCCUGUAGACAAAAUCAAAUAAUCAUGAGAGCUAUCUUCUGUUUUAUAAAGUUUAUUGCUCAAGAAAA
Echinops telfairi (small Madagascar hedgehog) is the source of this 2006-nucleotide messenger RNA. RefSeq names its product leptin receptor overlapping transcript like 1 (gene LEPROTL1). The coding region runs from base 1 to 393 and encodes 130 amino acids. Gene Ontology annotation, cellular component: endosome. NCBI's taxonomy places the organism in Eukaryota, Metazoa, Chordata, Mammalia, Afrosoricida, Tenrecidae. The transcript is spliced from 4 exons. Gene Ontology annotation, biological process: late endosome to vacuole transport via multivesicular body sorting pathway; negative regulation of growth hormone receptor signaling pathway. The record is from RefSeq and is a predicted model, not a curated record.